Messenger RNA from Ylistrum balloti, 804 nucleotides. RefSeq lists its product as uncharacterized. The record is from RefSeq and is a predicted model, not a curated record. Gene Ontology annotation, cellular component: basement membrane; extracellular region. Gene Ontology annotation, biological process: cell-matrix adhesion. The transcript is spliced from 6 exons. Lineage: Eukaryota; Metazoa; Mollusca; Bivalvia; Pectinida; Pectinidae. Bases 1 to 804 code for a protein of 267 amino acids.
AUGUAUUACAUUUUAGUAUGGACAAUUAUUAGCGCCGCGACCGCCUUAAGCUGCGGUCCUGAAACUUGUGCCGUUGUAGGGCCUUCUCUCCCAUUACAUUGUAAAGGGACGAUUAUCAAAAACGGUGGGUUUUGCGGUUGUUACGACGUGUGCGCCAAGCAAGCUGGCGAAUCAUGCCAAGCUCAACCAGGACUUGACGGGGUUUCCAGAUACGGCACGUGCGAACCAGGUCUGAUAUGUGUCCCUCACGGUGAGAUGGUCAGUCUAGGGUAUGGCCGCUGCCAUAUUCCCCGAGAACCCCGAUGGUUGACCUCAAUGAUGACCCACAAUACCCCGUGCGAACAGAUGAGGCGCGCGCGACUGCUUUCCAUGGUCGUCUGGCAGGGUCAGUGGACACCCGUGUGUGACGCCCUUGGUAACUUCGUUGUGCACCAAUGCGACAACAUAGGCCAGUGUUUUUGUGUGGAUACUCAAAGUGGGAAGCUUCUGACUAGCAAGACACUUGGAGCCGUGGAUUGUAGUAGUCAACAGCUUAUCAACCAAAAGUCAACUGAUACAAUGGUACAGAGAAAGGCACUUGCUGCCCGUCUGCUAGAUUUUGACUUGACGUGUGAAAUGGACAGACAAACUCGUCUUAUGAAUAUGGCAGUUUGGAAGGGACAAUGGAUACCAAAGUGCGAUUCUCAUGGAAAUUACCUUCCACACCAAUGCGACAAUGAGGGACAAUGUUUCUGUGUUGACACUACGCGAGGCACACUACUUACGGAGAAAUCCAGCAAACCGGUGGAUUGUACGGGAAAUUAG